Molecule: messenger RNA, 1521 nt
Organism: Spizellomyces punctatus DAOM BR117
Lineage: Eukaryota; Fungi; Chytridiomycota; Chytridiomycetes; Spizellomycetales; Spizellomycetaceae
Exons: 2
Coding region: 62-1441 (459 amino acids)
Molecular function (GO): protein binding
Source: RefSeq, a predicted model, not a curated record
UUCAUUCGAGUUGAUUUCUGUUUUUCUUGCUUUUGGGGAAUAACAACGUUUUGCAUUUGGCAUGGCCCACUGGCAGGCCCUCCCACUGGAACUCUGGACCGUGAUAUUCACAUUUGUGCCUGAUCCGUCAUCCCUCAGCCUAACAUGCAAAACCCUACACACGCUCACACACGACCCUUACACGGUCUCAAAAUGGCUCAUCACGGCUUAUGGCCGGGCAUUGGCGUUUUAUCGAGGGUGGAUGGAGCGACGGAGGGUGUUGAAUUGGGAUGUGGCUUUGCAGAUGGUCAAGGCGGGUGCGAUGUUGCAAAGGUUUUUUGUGCAGAUGGUUGUUAAAGAAAUGGGAAAGGCCUCUGUGGAGCCGGGGUUUUAUGCGUUUUUGGUGGGGGAGGGAUUCAAGAAGUUUGGUACUGAGGUGGAUUAUACCGGGGACGAUGCAGCGGCGUUUAGUACGGCCCUCUUUACGACUGUUUCCCUCCCACACCUCCAUCGUCUCAUUACCACAUUUCAUUUCCAUCCCCUGAAACCCCUCAUCACCCACCCUGAAGAAUCCAUCUACCGUCUCUCAAAACUCGACAUGGCCCUCCUCGACCACCUCCUUGGCACCGGAUGGGAUCCGACCCCAUUCAACGACGGCGUCAUGAGACGUGUAGUCACCGACGAUGUGACGCCUGAUGUAUUGACAAGCUAUCUUACCCGAGGCUUCACCCUAACACCCCAAUCCAUCAAAGCCGCCCUCCGAAAAUGCGAUGAAGGAACGCUAACAUCCCUGAAAACGCACGUGGAACCCACUCUACUCGAAUCCGCCGUCCACGACCUCUUUAUCGACAACCUUGCCCCCGAUUUCCAAUUCUCGAAUGGCCUCGUUGCGUUCCUUUUACGCCAUUUCCGUAUCCCUGACCCGAUUGUCGAGCAGGCUCUUGUGGAUCCCCAUCCCUCCGAGACCUGUCUGCCUCUUACACCCAUCACCCGGUGUUUCAAACAACCCAAACCCGGUGUCGCAUGGCGGUGGAUCCUCCGUACCUAUGGCCCCACACACCGGUUUACGCAAUACUGCUUUGACGACGCUUUAUUACGCCUUUCGCAUCCGGAUGGGAAUGUCCGACCCACUACACACGAUUUCCUUGCUAGCGGUGUUAAAUUCUCUCCACGGCAUGUUCGAUACCUUUCAGCAAUCGCGAUGGGGUGUGCAGGGUUUGCGGUCCUUGCUGCUCACGAUCUCCUACAACGUAUGCGCCAACAAGUUGUUUCUGAUGGUGGGGAUGCCUGGGCGGAAGUCUUUGGAUCUGAGAUGGAGCACCUAAAGAAUUUGCCUUGUAAGAAGGAGGAUGGGGAUAUGCCGGUUUGGGCUUCCACCCGACGUCCUAGUGAUCCCCCGUUUCCUGCUGCGUGGUUUGUGCGAGAGAUGGAGAGUAUUGUUGAGGAGAUUGGGAAAGGGUGAAGGGAUGUUGGGGAAUUGUUUUGCUUUUGGGUGGACUUGUGUGUGCUUUUAACAGUAUUUUAUAAAGAACCGUUUUGCAC